UAGGAAGUCGGUCAACUCAAAUCUCUCUGUGAAGAAUAUUUGCUACAUCUUCUCUCGAAGAUUGUUAUUUCUUUUGAACAUUAUUGCGCUUUACUCGUCUUAUUCUACCGGCGAUAUUGCCGACAUUUCAUUGGCUACAAAUUGCCAGGGAGAUCUCCGCCUUGGUAUUUAGCAAGAAGUACUUUAAAUUUCAUGCACAUUCAUCGGAAAAUGGUGAAGCUGGAAUAUAUGGAGAAGGAGAUGAAUGCCAGCUUGCCCCCUCCUCACUCCACUCCGGCUCCACCGCCGCUUCAUAGGAGCAAGGGGUUGUUUUCAGUGGAGAGCAUGUUGUCACCCAAGGAAGGGGGCACCAUCAGGCGCGACCAUCACCACCCUCAUCAUCAUCUUCUUCAACAUCGACACACUCCUCCCCAUCUCCAUCAUCCUGUCAUGACCAAGAUACAUGAGCCCAUUAUUAGAAUGGAGUCGCCUCCCUCCAAUCAGACUUCCAUCACUGAAUCCGAGAGUUUUAUGAGACAUCAUCGCGAGGUCGCCUCCAAGGAUGACGAGGAAGAUGAAAUGGUGAAUGAACAGGACAUUGAUGUGGAACAUGACCACAAGAAUGAUGAGGAGCAGAAAAUGAGCGACGUUGAGACGGACAGUGAUAAGAAAGAUGAGAAUGAUGGUGAGAAGGAGAAGGAGAAGGAAGAGGGAAAUGAUGAGGAGAAGAAAGAUGACAAGGACGGCAACUCGACUACGAACAGUGUGCCAAGAAACAAAUACGGUGAGAAACCUCCAUUCAGUUACAAUGCUCUUAUCAUGAUGGCUAUUCGCUCGAGUCCAGAGAAAAGACUAACUCUAAAUGGUAUCUAUGAAUACAUCAUGACAAAUUUUCCAUAUUAUCGUGAGAAUAAGCAGGGAUGGCAGAACUCUAUCCGUCAUAAUCUGAGUUUGAACAAAUGUUUUGUGAAAGUCCCUCGACAUUAUGACGAUCCAGGCAAGGGAAAUUACUGGAUGCUGGAUCCAUCAAGUGAUGAUGUCUUCAUUGGGGGUACCACGGGGAAGCUGAGGAGGAGAACGACAGCAGCUUCUCGUAAUCAUCGCCUAGCUCAGCUAAAACGAGGCGUUCCUUACAUGCAUGGUGGUUUCCCAUUUCAACUAAGGACUGAUAAACCAUAUCACAUGUAUUGGCCAUCGGGACCCCUUCUACCUUACCCACACCCGGCUCACCACAACCAUCCCGCACUCAGGUACGACAUGUCUGGCUCAGCCGCCGCCGCUGCGGCAGCAGCAGCCAUCACGGCCGAGCGACUCUCCGCAGAGCGACUCGCAGCGACAGGUGCAACGGGGCCAUGCGACUCCGCCUCUCUGUUCCCGGCCAACCACCCGCUACCCAAACCCAUUCCCGGUCAUGGUUUCUCGGUGGAGCGGCUUCUCAGUCAACAUGAUUCACCUUACAGCGUAUCUCCAACUGCACGGUUAGCUUCGCCUAACUCAGCCAUGGCCGUGGCAGCAGCUGCCGCAGCUGCAGGCUUCGUUUGCUCCGGGCUCCCGCAACUUCAGGUGAGCACAUCGGGUGAAAGUCCAACCUCUGGUUGCUGCUAUCCUCAUCUAUCUUACUCACAACCUUUUCAACCUGGUUCAUCGUAUGCUGACCUCUACUCUGCUGGGCUAGCUCAUCGACUACCUGUGUUCCCUCCCGGGAUGCUACCCGUCUCGGCUAUGCCUCAAGCUCCGCCUAUUCACGGCAAGUAAAUAACCCC
This is a messenger RNA of Strongylocentrotus purpuratus (purple sea urchin), 1742 nucleotides long. It is a transcript of the gene foxg1, whose product is annotated as forkhead transcription factor G. Gene Ontology annotation, cellular component: nucleus. Gene Ontology annotation, biological process: regulation of transcription by RNA polymerase II. NCBI's taxonomy places the organism in Eukaryota, Metazoa, Echinodermata, Echinoidea, Camarodonta, Strongylocentrotidae. Gene Ontology annotation, molecular function: sequence-specific double-stranded DNA binding; DNA-binding transcription factor activity. The record is from RefSeq and is marked provisional.